UAAGUGGAUGAAUAAAUGCAUGUGGCUAGCAAAUUCACCUGGAUCGAGCAAGGAGGCGUUGUUAGAUUAUUUAUAGCUACCCUAAGCAUGCAUCUGACACAAGGAGAAUAAAAAAAUCUGCUGCUCAAGAGAAGUGGUUAUGCCCCCAUCCCACAAAAACAACUAGCCUACUCAAAAUAAGUUCACUUGCUAACUAACAUACAGUUGUGCCCAGUAGGCAACAAUGAUUUAAAAGAUUAAGUUAAAAGUUAAUGUCAAUUGUAAUAGGCUACGUGUGCAAACAAUGCCCAGAGUUUGAAAGUCAAAUGUCGACAUCAUUCGAUUGGCUUCCACAAUGUAUCACUCGUUUUUUUAUUCUGCAUGUUGAAAAUGUGAUGACUUAGGUAGCGAACCCCCUCAGUGUUCUACCUCCCCUACUCGUUUAGCCACUUGCACGGUAGCAAGCUAGCUAGCCGGGGCAGUGCACGAAAGAGCGGAGAGGAGAAACAAAGGCUGGUCAAUAUUGCGCGCUAGCUAACGUGGAAUUCCAAACAACGGCAAUGACCAUGUGGACAACCCCACGGAUAUCUCCCGGGCUGCAAAUCGCCUCGCCUUGAUACGAGCUGUGAUGCGCCGCGGAACGGACGCCGCAGAAUCCAGAUUUAUAUUCUGACUUCACCGGUGCUGCUCGCCGCAUAUCUAAUCUCCGUAUCUUCUAAAUUAACCUCCUCUUCCCACCACACCACCAUUUUCAUUAUUCAGACUGAGAGGAAACGUCUGAGAUUAAUAAGGAUUAGUUCUCAGGGCACAGGUUGGGAGGAGUUGCUUGGGAAGACGUCAUUUAAGAGACUAGUGUUUAAAAUACUUUUUAAAAAAAGUAAAAUGUUUCAGUCCAGCAACUAAAAUGCAUGUUCUCAGAACGAUUCAUCAAAACCAUUGACAAAUUUUUUAUAUGACCAUAGAAUGAACCCAUGACUCGAGCAUUCCAGUGGAACUCAAAAGGCAAGCAUUUACAGGAAGUGUAAAUUUCCACCGCAUUUACUGUUGGCUGGAGUCAGAACAUUAUAAAGUCCAAUGGGUUUUAGAAUGUAGCCAUUUUGUUUUUUAAUGUCAAUUCUUGCAUUAAGACUCCCAUGUCUUAAAUAGCAUUUUUUUUUUUAAGUCACAGAGUCACUGUGAUGCAGUGUAGUGUAGUUUGUACAUUGAUGUCAUUAUAUUACCGUUGCUGAGAGGGGGCGAACAGGAGGUUAGGUCCUCGAGUCUGUGGAGCUGAGCUUCAAACGUCGCUAUCGAGACGCUCUGAGGGGCCAUGUUGGCUCUACUAGUCGCCGGGUCCGUCUUUUUCCCGGGCCUGUUCCUGCUGUCGAAGAACUGCCUCAGGCACAUCCCGGCCCUGCGGUGGAGCGAAGGAGACGCGGUUAUCGUCUCUGCCAGACUGGUCUCUUCCAUCCAAGCCGUGAUGGCGUCUUCAGCCGGUUACAUCAUCGCGACGUCAUGCGACGACAUCGUGGAGGACCAGCACUGGCUGACCAGCUCCUACAUCCUCUUCGCUGUGCCCUACUUUGUAUAUGACAUCUACGCCAUGUUCAUGUGCUACUGGUACAAGCUGUGGGUCAAAGGUCACGAGGCCGACGUCAGCCCCAAGGCCCUGGGCACAGCGCUCUCCAGCUACCUGCGCCGGGAGUUCCUCAUGGUCCUGCACCACGUCGUCAUGGUCACCGUCUGCUUCCCUGUCUCCGUGUUUUGGCGGCAGGGAAAAUGGGAUUAUUUCCAGGGAGUCAUGUUCCUGGCUGAGCUCAGCACUCCGUCCGUCUGUCUGGGAAAGAUCCUCAUUCAGUACAAACAGCAGCACACUCUCCUACACAAGGUGAACGGCGGUCUCAUGCUGGUCACCUUUUUUAUCUUUCGAGUCCUGCUCUUCCCUUAUCUCUACUACGCGUACAGCAGGUAUGCCUCUAUCCCGCUCUACAUGGUUCCCCUGUCCGUUCCCUGGCAGUGUAACCUGGGGGCCGCCCUGCUCAUGGCCCCUCAGCUCUACUGGUUCUGCCUGAUUUGCCGAGGGGCUUUCCGCCUGUUCACCGGCUCCUCCCGCUACCGCCGCCCGCCCCCCAGCCCCUGCGCCGACUCAGACCGCAAGGACCCCCUGCCCCCCCCGGCCAACGGCUACAGCGCCCCGGAAGCGAAGAGAGAGACCAACAGCCUCUGAGGAGGGCUGGGGGGAACUCCGGGAGCGGUGGGGGGGGAGCAGGGGCGGGGAUCUUGAAACCAAGGAGCGUCGGUUGGGAAGCCGUCAACUGAAACUCUGGGGCUUGUACUUUAGUGUAUUUUAACAUAAAAAAAGACAAAAACUGGGGCCUGCACAGAAAGGGAUGGAGUAGGGCUUAGAGAAGCAGCCACACAGCAGGUAAGAGAGAUGUUUGGGGGGGGUGGGGGUGGGAGAGACGGCCGCCACUCGCUGUCCAUCCCCCUCCCCAUCAGUCACUGCUAGUCCUCAGUCGCCAUCGCAGGAGCGCUUCCGGCGGGAAGGGGACGGAAUGGCGCGGUCGCAACGAGCCACGGAGGACUCGCUCGCCCCGAGGAUGAACCCGGCUUUCAGAGUGAAGGAGGGAGAGAGAGAGGGAAGGAGAGAGUGAGUGAGAGGGAGGGUGAGAGAGACAGACAGAGAGAGAGAGAGAGGUAGAGGGGAGGGAGAGAGAGAGAGAAGUAGAGGGGAGAGAGAGAGACAGAGAGAGAGAGAGGGAGGGUGAAAGAGGGAGAGAGGUAGAGGGAGGGAGGAGUCUAGCCUGGCGCCAGAGGUGGGGGCUCUGCAGUAGUGGUGACAUUGGCGGGAGAUGCCAAACACACAGCAGGCGGGUGGUGUGUGAAAUGCUAUCUGAGCGUUCUGAUCUUUCAGGUGCAGGAAUGUAUCAUACUGUAUAUCUUAGUAAAUAGUUGUAGAUAACCAGCUCAGCUUAUCAAAGAAUGAAAGCCCCAGUAUUUCAGCUGCAGUAAUUCAUGCUUAUUAUCUCCUGCUUACCCGCCGUUACCCAAACAACGCUGUUAACUCCCUGACGGCCAUGUGCUUCGGGAGGGAGAGGUCUCUGAUUCCGGAACAUUCUGCCUCGUCUGUCCUCUUUCUCUCUCGCACUGCUUUUCCCAGCGCCCAUUUUUUUAUUUAUUCUUUUAUUUAUCAUUUAUUUAUUUUUAUUUAUUUGCAAGGAAGGAGAACUUUCUUUAAUGUGACAAGUGUACAUAGUAAUUGAACUUUUUGGUCUCAUCUGUUACUUGUUUUUAAACUUUUUAGGAUUUUAUUGAAUGUUAAAUUUUGUUAGUAUGUAUAUUUAUAUAUAUAUAUUUAUGCAUACACUACAUGGCCAAAAGCAUGUGAGCACCUGAUAUUCAACAUCUCAUCCAAAAUUAUGGGCAUUAAAGAGGAGUUGGUCCACCCUUUGCUGCUAUAACAACUUCCACUCUUCUGGGAAGGCUUUAUACUAGAUGUUGGAGCAUUGCUGCAGGGAUUUGCUUCCAUUCAGCCAGAAUAGAGUUAAUGAGGUUGGGGACUGAUUGGGCGAUUAGGCCUGGCUCACAGUCAGCAUUACAUUUGCCCCUAAAGGUGUUGGAUGAGUUGAGGUCAGGGGUCUGUGCUGGCCAGGCAAGUCGUUCCACACCGUUCUAGACAAAACCAUUUCUAUAUGGACCUCGCUGUGUGCCCGGGGGCAUUGUGUAGCUGAAACAGGAAUGGGCCUUCCCCAAACUGUUGGGGGAGAACAGAAUCGUCUAGAAUGUGAUUGUAUGCUGUAGCAUUAAGAUUUGCCUUCACUGGAACUAAGGGGCAUAGCCCAAACCACGAAAAACAGCCCCAGACCAAGGAAUGUCCAGAUACUUUACGGUCAUACAGGGUAUAUAUACUGUGAGGAAGAACUUGACUGGCCUGCACAGAACCUUGCCGGAGUAUAAAUGCAAAACCUGCGACAAAGUUUAAAUCAGGCUUGAUGCUCUUCUGGCUGACUGGAAGCAGAUCCCUGCAGCUAUGCUCCAACAUCUCGUAUAAAGCCUUCCCAGAAGAGUGGAGGUUGUUAUAGCUGCAAAAGGUGGACCAACUCCAUGUUAACGCCCAUAAUUUUAGAUGAGAUGUUGGAUGUCAGGUGUCCACAUACUUUUGGCUGUGUAGUGUAUGCACUGACAAAUUAAUAUAGUUAUUUGUGUGUUUUUAGUUUUUUUAUUUAUAUUUGUUUAAGGACUGUGAUUUUAGUACGGGUAUUUUAUUUAUAUUCCACUUAAGGAUGGUGUUCUUUAUCGAGCUCCAUUUCUGUGUCGUUCGGGAACACACGCAGCAGAUUGGGACAGAAAGUAGGAUGAAGGUUCGGAGGAGGUGCGGUGAUGUGUUUUUCAUUCCAACUGACUCUCUGCCCAGGAAUGCUGCAGCCGUAACCACGAUAACAGCGUCUCGCGGAAGGACUGGACGCUGCUGAUCCGCUGGGCGCUAAGGUGUACAGGACCAAUGGACGUGACCCCCCUUGGGAGCGCUAUAAAAUAAUACAGUAUUAUGUAGCAUAGAGAAGGUCACAGGAUAUAGGUAGCGUAAAUGCACAGACUUGUGUUUUAACAUGGGCACCACGAUAAGUGGACACUGCACUGAGAGAGAUUAACCUGCGAGAUGGUUGACGAAAGCAUUAGUAAUAUGCUGCGAGAAGGGAUUCAUGGAGUGCGACCCUGUGCUACAUACGCGGUAGCCGCUAGAUUGGCUCUGAACUUCUGAAGUCCGGCGUGUCUGUUUGAAGAGCACGAGAGUCAUAUUUCUGUUGAACUUUCAAAAGUGCUGUUAACUGCAAAUGCUAUCACAAUGGAUCUCAAAAGAGCCAGUGGCUGAAAAUAGUAAA
This is a messenger RNA of Anguilla rostrata (American eel), 4838 nucleotides long. RefSeq names its product ceramide synthase-like. Gene Ontology annotation, biological process: lipid homeostasis; ceramide biosynthetic process. Gene Ontology annotation, molecular function: sphingosine N-acyltransferase activity. Gene Ontology annotation, cellular component: membrane; endoplasmic reticulum. The record is from RefSeq and is a predicted model, not a curated record. NCBI's taxonomy places the organism in Eukaryota, Metazoa, Chordata, Actinopteri, Anguilliformes, Anguillidae. Bases 1289 to 2185 code for a protein of 298 amino acids. The transcript is spliced from 8 exons.